AUGUAUCUAACUCUCCCAGUGGCAAACAUCGACCUCUCAAAAUACGGCACUCCCCAAGGCAACGCAGAGCUCGCCCAAACUCUCAUCGAAGCAAUCCGCACUAAAGGUUUCUUCUAUGUAACCAAGUUUGACAUCCCUCAAUCUGCGAUCGACAGACAGUUCGCUCUUGGUAAUGCCUUUUAUAAUCUUCCCAUCGAAGAAAAGCUCAAGUAUGUUCCUGAUCUUGAUGCGGGAGAGUAUAAUGGGUACAGGCCUGGUGGAAGAAGGAUUCUAUCGGGUGGUGUGAAGGAGAAGACCGAGGUUUGGAAUAUGGCUACGGAUAAUGGAAAGAUCACACAGCCUGUUCCUAAGUUGUUAAAGGAUCAUAUCGAUGAGAUCACCUCCUUUGCAAAGGACCUACACGAAAAAGUCCUCGACCCCCUCUACCAUCUCACAGCCCUCGCCCUCCAAAUCCCAGAAGACCAUCUCGUCAACCUGCAUAAAUGGGGGACUCACAAUGAAUCUCAUCUUCGCUAUAUGAAAUACGGAAAGUUCAGCCCCGAAGAGAUCGAAAAACUCGAAGAUGGCCUUUGGUCUCGCGGUCACACCGAUCUUGGUUCAUACACCCUUCUCUUCCGCCAGCCUGUGGCUGGUCUUCAGAUCAAGGAUCACAAAACUGGUGAUUGGAAGUGGGCUAAGCCUCUUGAUGGAAGUUUAACUGUUAAUGCAUGCGAUGCGUUGAGCUUUCUUACUGGCGGUUAUGUUCAGUCCACCAUCCAUCGCGUAUCUGUCCCUCCUAAAGAUCAGCGUGACGUAGACCGUCUUGGUCUUUUGUACUUCUCUCGCGCUGAGAACGAUCUUGUCCUGAAGACUAUUGACUCGCCUGUGCUGAAGCAAGAGGGCUUCACGCAGAAUGAGUUUGAGAGGGGAAAUCAUCGAGUUCCGACUAUGGGAGAGUUUACGACUUUAAAACAAACGUGGCAGCAGUCCCAGAAGAGGGGAAUCACUUAUGAUGAGCUGGAGGGACAGCAGAUUCUGCCUGGUUUCCAUGGACGAAGUUUCAAGUAG
Fusarium redolens is the source of this 1047-nucleotide messenger RNA. RefSeq lists its product as uncharacterized. Gene Ontology annotation, molecular function: dioxygenase activity. The record is from RefSeq and is a predicted model, not a curated record. Lineage: Eukaryota; Fungi; Ascomycota; Sordariomycetes; Hypocreales; Nectriaceae. The transcript has 4 exons. Bases 1 to 1047 code for a protein of 348 amino acids.